Molecule: messenger RNA, 669 nt
Organism: Neoarthrinium moseri
Lineage: Eukaryota; Fungi; Ascomycota; Sordariomycetes; Amphisphaeriales; Apiosporaceae
Exons: 2
Coding region: 1-669 (222 amino acids)
Biological process (GO): sphingolipid biosynthetic process; very long-chain fatty acid biosynthetic process; fatty acid elongation
Cellular component (GO): endoplasmic reticulum membrane
Molecular function (GO): 3-hydroxyacyl-CoA dehydratase activity
Source: RefSeq, a predicted model, not a curated record
AUGGCUUCGGACGCAGCAAAGCCCGUCAAGCGAUCGUCGCCCGUCAAGAACGGGUACCUGAUCCUCUACAAUGCCGUCUCCACCAUCCUCUGGGCCACUGUGCUCGGGCGGACUGUCGGCACCAACAUUAUCAGGGGCCCGGCCUUCGUCUACCUCUCCACGGGCAACUUUGUGCUUUGGACGCAGACGCUGAUGAUCUUGGACGUCUUGCACGGGCUAUUCGGCAUCGUACGCUCCGACCCCGUCACGGCCGCCCUCCAGGUCGGCUCGCGCUACGUCGCCGUCUGGGCCGUCCAGUACCCGUUCCCGGCCCUCUGCUCCUCGCCCAUCUACUCGUCCAUGCUGUUCGCCUGGUCGCUGACCGAGGUCAUCCGUUACGGGUACCUGGCUGUCAAGCUCAUGGGAUGGGAGCCAUACCCAUUCUUCUGGGUGCGCUACAGCUCGUACCGCAUCCUGUACCCCAUCGGCAUUCUGAGCGAGAUGGGCAUGAUGUACCUCGCCCUGGUACCGGCGGCGCAGAAGUUUGGGCAGCUGUACCAGCUGUUCCUCAUGGCUUGCUUGUUCAUCAUCUGGCCCGCCGGCGCAUAUAUCCUAAUUGGCCACAUGAACCGACAGAGGAGAAAAGUCCUGAAGGCUGCGAAGGCGCAGGACACGAAGGCUACACAGUAG